Galdieria sulphuraria is the source of this 778-nucleotide messenger RNA. RefSeq lists its product as uncharacterized. Lineage: Eukaryota; Rhodophyta; Bangiophyceae; Galdieriales; Galdieriaceae. The record is from RefSeq and is a predicted model, not a curated record. Bases 21 to 752 code for a protein of 243 amino acids. The transcript is spliced from 3 exons.
UGAAUCUUUUCUUGGUUGAUAUGUCAUUGACUUUUGUAACUUUUGGUUUGUAUUACUUUCGUUCCAUACCUGAGCAUACAAGACAAGCGUGCAAAAGAUGUAUCACUCCUGUAUAUUUGUCUAAGAGAACAAGAUCUAUCACGCUAUUUCAGUCACCACUUCAGACAAGUUGUUGUUUAGGAAAAGAAAAGAAAGAACCGAGUGAAGAAGAGCCUCCGCAAGAAGAACAAAACUCAGAGAGUCCUAAACUGGAUUGGGACAUACUUAAAAAGAGAAUGAGUGAAGUCUCUUCAGGACAAAACAAGGGUCAGUUCCCCCCUGAUGCCACUCCCGUGGUUGGAAGGCCACCUUCAAAUAUAUGGGUGUUGAUUUUUAACCCAAGUACAAACAACCAAGGAAUAUAUAGUCUGAAAAUUAGUGGUGUUGACGUAGUAUUAGCUUUUCAAGAACAAGACGAAGCCAAAAUCUAUGCUGCGUUGUUGGAGGCCCAAGACUUUCCGAAACCAGUUCCGGAAUUGAUAAAAUUUGAAGAAGUUGCAGACUUUUGUAAAAAUAGCGGGUUACGCUUGGGGUUUGUUCCGAGAGGAGCUCUGUUGUCACCUCCACAAACUGACUCGGCAGAAGUUGAAAAGUGGCGAAGAAUGGAAGGAAAAGGUACAAUAUCACCUGAAGAGGAUAAAAGUCAGAUUUCUGACGACAAGUUGGAAGAAAUGAAGAAGAAACUGGAAGACUUGUUUCACCAAGGUCCUUAAACUCCUAAAGUCAAAAAAUAAAAACA